CAAACACUGCCCAACCACCAAACCUAGCACCAACAAUAAGUAACCCACCCCCAGCGCAUUUUAGCAAACCCCAAGGCCAAAAUGGCGCACCCCAUUGCGGAGGCGAACGAACAAAGCCCCUUCGGCGCGUUGACCCCAGAGGCAUUCUAUUCCCGCCACAACGUCUCUCACGCCUCCGAGUACUUCACAAACCCUAGAGGCCUCAAUCGCUUCACCCAGUGGUGGACCCCGCUCGCUCCGACCGAGAUUGUAGGAACCCUCGCCAUCGUCCACGGCUUCACCGGCGAGACCAGCUGGUUCGUCCAGCUCACCGCCGUCCACUUCGCCAAGUCUGGCUUCGUCGUCUGCGCCAUUGAUCAUCAGGGUCACGGCUUCUCCGAUGGCCUCGCCGCCCACAUCCCCGACGUCAACCCCGUCGUCGACGAUUGCAUCUCCUUCUUCGACUCAUUCCGAGCCAAUCACGCGCCGAAGAAUCGCCCCUCGUUCCUCUACGCCGAGUCCCUCGGUGGCGCCAUCGCACUCCUCAUGACUCUCCGGCAGGGAAGCGGCACGUGGGAUGGCCUCAUCCUCAAUGGCGCCAUGUGCGGGAUCAGCCCCAAGUUCAAGCCGCCGUGGCCGCUCGAGCACCUGCUAUUUCUCGUCGCCGCGGUGAUACCGACGUGGCGAGUUGUCGCCACCCGCGGAUCGAUUACGGACGUGUCGUUCAAGGAGGAGUGGAAGCGGAAGCUGGCGCUGGCGAACCCGAGGAGGCCGGUAGCGAGGCCUCGCGCAUCGACGGCUCUUGAGCUGCUGAGAGUGUGCAAGGAGCUGCAGGGGAGAUUCGAGGAGGUGGAGGUGCCGGUGCUGAUAGUUCACGGCGGCGACGACGUCCUUUGCGACCCGGCUUGCGUGGAAGAGCUGUACAGGCGCGCGUCGAGUAAGGACAAGACGAUCAGUAUCCACGAGGGCUUGUGGCACCAGCUGAUUGGCGAGUCCCAGGAGAAUGUGGACUUGGUGUUCGGAGAAAUGGUGGAGUGGCUUCGCACUCGAGCUGAACGCGCCGCCAUCUCGAAUGGUGGCUGCGAUGGUGCUUAGUCUAGAACUCUAGGGCUUUGUCCUGAGUUUAGUGGGGUUUUGUUGAUAAUCGCUGUGUUAGGUUAAACAUGGAGUCAGGAAGAAGAAGCAUAAGCUGCCAAGGGAAGCAUGCCAUGUCACUUAUAAUUUAAAUAAAAUAUAUUAAUUAAUUAAAAGAGAAA
Messenger RNA from Pyrus x bretschneideri (Chinese white pear), 1235 nucleotides. Its product is annotated as caffeoylshikimate esterase. The transcript has a single exon. Lineage: Eukaryota; Viridiplantae; Streptophyta; Magnoliopsida; Rosales; Rosaceae. The record is from RefSeq and is a predicted model, not a curated record. The coding region runs from base 82 to 1074 and encodes 330 amino acids. Gene Ontology annotation, molecular function: lipase activity. Gene Ontology annotation, cellular component: membrane.